CCGGUUAAGCCUCUCGACUGUUGCAUUUGCUAUUUGUUAAUAUCUCCAUAUUGUUGGUUGUACCGCAGCUUCCUGAUGUUUUAAACCGUCUGCCUUCCUACCCCAAAGCAGGUGAGCACAGUGUUAGUUUAAAGGACAGACUUCGGAACCAAGUUGCCUGAGUUGAAAUCCCUGGCUCUGCCAUUUACCAGCUGUGUGGCCUUAAGCAAACCACGUCGCCUCUCUGGACCUCGGUUUCCUGGGCUACCAGGAAGUCGUCUAAGCCUCCUGCCUCGGGGACGCGGGGAAGGCGCAGCAACUGACAUCGCGUGCUCGUUUCUCUGACAGUCCGUCCUUCGGCCUCAUGAUUUCUGAGAGCACGGCAGGAGACAGAGAUGAAGGGAGGGACACAGACGGCAGCUGCAGACCUGCCUUCGCCCCUCCUGCCUGCCCGGCGGAGACUGCCAGGUGCCCUCUCGAGGCCUCCCGCCCAGGCUCGAACAAGACCAACGCCCAGCCGCGGGGGCGCCGGGCAGCAGGGCCCGGAACACCCCGCCAGCUCCACUUCCUCCCUGAGCCCUCCGGCCCCCGCGGGCGCUCCCCAGGCACGGAGCACCCAGCAGGCAGCCUGCCGGGGAUCAGCACGUGCGGCGGCCCCUGUCCUGGAACCCUUAACGAUCUGCUCCGAACCUGCGCUGUGUGAGCCAAGCCCGGGCCGGCACUGCCGCCUCCUGGCCCGGAGAGCAGCUCCGCACAGCCCCGGCGGCGCACGGCGGAGUCCUGGUGGACCCGCGAGGGGGCUCAGCAAGGCUCGGAGCGAGGCCGAGGCGGCAUCUCCAUGCACGCCCGGGGUAGCCCGGAGAGGACGCCUGUCCCUUCCUGGCAGAGGCCGCUCCGAACGCAGAAGGAGGCAGUGUUCACGCCAACACCGGCAGGAGAGCCUGCCCCCCUUCCUUCCACCGGCCCUCCCGGAGCAGGCCGGCCACACAUGGGAGACGCACAGGGACGGCAGGGCGACCCGCAGAGGCCCCGGUCCCCGUCCUCGAUCUCUGGGGGCCCAGCACUGGGGGCCGGCGGCGGACUGCCCGCAGAGCCUGCACGUGUUGAAAAGGGAAAUCAAUGCAGGUGAGAGAGUUCAGGGCAGUUUCCAGUUCUGACAAGAAUAAAAUAUGUAUGUAUGCACAAGUUACAAAAUAUUGUCAUUUCUGUGAUUCCACAUAUGAAGUAAAUGUUCCUAUAUUUGCAUUUGGGCUUCCCUGGUGGCUCAGAGGUUAAAGCCUCUGCCUCCAAUGAGGGAGACCUGGCUUCG
This is a messenger RNA of Cervus elaphus (red deer), 1288 nucleotides long. Its product is annotated as translation initiation factor IF-2-like. The transcript has 3 exons. Bases 375 to 1136 code for a protein of 253 amino acids. NCBI's taxonomy places the organism in Eukaryota, Metazoa, Chordata, Mammalia, Artiodactyla, Cervidae. The record is from RefSeq and is a predicted model, not a curated record.